This is a messenger RNA of Acaulospora morrowiae, 732 nucleotides long. Lineage: Eukaryota; Fungi; Glomeromycota; Glomeromycetes; Diversisporales; Acaulosporaceae. The record is from the annotation of a GenBank genome assembly.
AUUUCCAGAGCCUUCACUUUUUCCCAAAAGAAAAGGAUCAGACAAAUGCGAUACUGGUCUCGCUAUGUCUAUGAUUAUGUGGACCGAUAAAUACUUUUUUCCAGCAAUUCACCGGUCCGUCUAUACCUCCAUUAAUUCCUCAACUCCCGGAAUCUUUACCACCCCUGAAUUUCUCUCCGACCGUUCCUCGCUUUUUGGUCAACAGGUGGACCUCCAAAAACUCAAGCUGGACCGUCCCCAAGUACUUGAUCAAAUCCGUUCUAGUUUUGAAUGGGUUGAACAGCAACUAAAUGAUGGUCGUGAAUGGUUCCUCGAUACUACAACUCCAGGGGUAGCCGACAUUCAGAUCGCAAUAAACUUAUUCUUUCUUGGCAUUACCAGAGGUGCCAGUGAAUUAUCUGCCGACAAGAAUUAUCCUAAGGCUUAUGAAUGGUUUGGUAGAUUUAGAAAGUUUAUUAAAGAAAAUGAAAGACCUCCGGCUAAUAUUUCGGCCGAGGAAGCGUUAGAGAUCGCAAAGAAGUACAAACCAUUGAGCGCUAGGAAGGCCCAAUUGGAAGAUGAAAAAGACUUAUAUAGGAAAGUGGGUGACUAUGUCAGAAUUGAGCCAGAGGACUAUGGGAAAGUUCCGGUGAUAGGAAAGAUUGUUAGUUUGGGUAGUUCGCAUGUAGCUGUUAGACCUAACGAUGUAGAUCAAACGGGUAUUGAGGUGGCGGUUUGGUUUCCUAGAAUUGG